Messenger RNA from Scophthalmus maximus (turbot), 1616 nucleotides. RefSeq names its product sorting nexin 22 (gene snx22). Bases 421 to 987 code for a protein of 188 amino acids. NCBI's taxonomy places the organism in Eukaryota, Metazoa, Chordata, Actinopteri, Pleuronectiformes, Scophthalmidae. The record is from RefSeq and is a predicted model, not a curated record. The transcript is spliced from 7 exons. Gene Ontology annotation, molecular function: phosphatidylinositol phosphate binding.
ACCCAACCAGUGACACGCAGACAACACGCAGGCAACAGGCAGGCGAACUCAUCUGCACGACUUCUCCCCCGUGGGUGUCCUCCCCGUCCGCGCGGCGCUCCGCCACGUCCCUGUCACAGAGGUCCCCCGGCCUGUCCGCUUCGUCCAAUCAGAGCGCAGGUGGCGCACAGGAGCGAGCGCGCGCGCAGCAGCAGCAGCUCCUCUCUCCCUGCCCGCUCCCUCCUCCGCGCAGUUCCCGGACGCGGAGAUUGAAACCCGACGUGAAGUCUGAUCGGUCGUAGAACAAGUCAAGGGGCUAGAGCAGAACAGCUGAUCCCGUACAAGUCCGAUGGUGUUGGCUGCUGCUGCUGCUGCUGCUGCUGUUGUUGUUGUUGUUGUUGUUGGUGGUGGUGGUGGUGGUGGUGCAGGACGGUUUCCCCGAUGAUUGAAGUGUCGAUUCCAACGAUGGAGAGGGAAGUGGACGAGUCGGCCAAGGCCAAAAAGCUCUUCAGAGUCGAAGUCUUGUUUAAUGAGAGGAAACAUUACGUGCUCAGAAGAAGCAGCGAAUUCCAGACACUGCACAGAAAACUCCGGAAGAUCAUUCCGAUUCCCGACCUCCCGAGCAAGAGGAACCCCCACCUCAGGACCAAACCUCCGGAGCAGAGGAUGCAGGAGCUGGAGGAUUACCUGCAGGACAUCAUCUACCAAAAUGAAGACGUGCCACAGGUGCUGCUGGACUUCCUCCAUGUCAGACACUUUCACACGGGGAACAAGAUCAGCAGCAUGGAAUCACUCGAUGAUCUGGACAGUCGGGAUUACAGUUAUCCGUUACCAAAUCAGCGAGUGUUGGGGUUUUUUCACGAUCCUUAUCGCUCUGACCGCACAUCAGGUCUUCCAGACAUUGUUGUGGACGGGGUUCUUCAGGGAUUUUACCCCCGGGGUGUCCGGGUCAGCUUCACUGCCCCCGCUCUCACUGAGCCUGACCCCACCACCUCUAUAGAGGCCUGAGAUGAACUGUUACAUUUGCGGUCAAAAUGCAUGUGUCAGAGUACACAAUGUACAAAGUACACCAAAUACACAAUGCCAGCAAGAGAGAUAGAUGAAAAGAUUGUUAGCCUGCAACUAUAAAAGAAUAGUUUUUGUGUGUUGGGCUCCAGUGGGACUGAAACCCAUCACCCAGCCUUUGUUGUUGUGAUGUUGAAGUCGGACUCACACAAUAAUGCGAGUCAGUGUUUUCUGUUUUAGCUGUGAAGAUGACACGCAAACCGAUUUUAAUGCAGCCAAAAGCAACUGCAAGUGCGAGUGAAAUGCAUACUUUUGUGAAUUUUACUGUGUGAGAUGUGAGUUUAAUUUUAAAAUGGAAGAUGUGGUCUUACUUGACAUUUAUUGGAGAAAUACGGUUCACUUUUUUAUAAUAUUCUUGUUCACAGUUUUUGUCUGUCUAAGUAACAGAUUGAGAAGUAGGGUGUGACAGAAAAAAACCCCACUUGCAUUUAGUGAGGCAGGACAGUUUUUGUCUCAUGUCAAACAAUCAGUCUUCUACAUGUAACCAUAUGUUUUUGGAGAUGGGGUAUAUGUUUGUUGCUUUCUGAAAUCCUUUUAUUUAUGUUGAAUCUGUAAUAAAGUAUCAAACACAA